This is a messenger RNA of Penaeus indicus, 956 nucleotides long. RefSeq lists its product as uncharacterized. The transcript has 4 exons. The annotation marks the transcript as partial. The record is from RefSeq and is a predicted model, not a curated record. NCBI's taxonomy places the organism in Eukaryota, Metazoa, Arthropoda, Malacostraca, Decapoda, Penaeidae.
AUGCCCUUUUUGAAGCCAAGCCCCGGCGCCACCCACGCCACCCGCCACAGACCGGGCGGGCAAGUGUUCCUCCAAGCCCACGGCCGGCCUCCCGGCCUCCUACCGUUCCUCCUCACGAUAAGGAAUCACAGGACGCCUGGGUCCCUCCGCGAACACCCAACAGCAGACACAAAUGCUCGUUUCCCUUGCAAGAUCCUGCAGUUGCAAGUCACAAUCACCCGUUUCACUUUCCCUGAGACUGUAGCCUCAAAGUCUCGUAAGAGAGGUCCCCCCCCCAAGGGCGCCCGCGGUUGCCCGAAAGAAAGGACGAGCACGUUGCCCCCCCCCCCCCCCCAAUCUUCACUGGGAGCACUUCCCAAGGAGGCCCGGAAGAGAAAGGCUCUCCCGAGGGACGCCCACGGAGGGAGGGGAUCGCGGCGCCCGACCGCUGUGGGCGGCGGGGAGGGCGCUGAGGGCCUGAAGGGAUGGGGGAGGGUAGCGCGCCAACCAUGUAAACCUCCGUGUGUCAUGUGUAUCUACACCCAUGUACGUACACCUCGGAUCCCGUCGCUGCCCUGCUGUUCCUGCCGCUCCCUGACCAUCUGCUGCUGCUGCUGCGCCUGGACCGCCUCCUGCUCCUGCUGCCUGCGGCCUCGCAGCUCGGCGUCGUCGUCCGCCCCGGGCACGGCGGCCGAGUCGCGCGUGUGCUCGCUGCCGCCCAUCUCGGGCGCGAGCGCGGACGCCGCCGACGCCCGCCUCGGCACAAGGAGCAUCCAUGCCCUCGCCGCCAGACGGCGCGGCAGCAGGGCGUCGGGCCCUUCGAGUGACCGCCUCGGCUCCAGCGACGCCCUGGACGAGCUCACCGACCCUGAUUCCCCGGGGGGCCUUCGCCUCCUGCGCAGGAGGUCCAACGCCCCCAGCGACGACGGCGUCUCCCUGCUCAGCCUGCGACUGGACAGUCCUCCGCGCAAGGCCAG